GUGAACGGAAGUAACCCUCCUGAAUCACGCCACCGGCUGAUGCUGCUCCGGGGGGAGUCGGUGAUAAAGCGGGAGCGGCCCUAACGCAACACCCCCCCCCUCCGCUCUCCUUUGCAGCCCCGCAUCAGCAUCAACAUCCGCCGACGGUCCCGGCGCCUGCAGCCGGUAACUUGGUGAGUGCCGGAACGACGACGGACGUUCGGGGGAGGCUUCUGUCUGCCGGCGACGGGCCUGUGUCCCUUCCCUGAUCGGCUGCCGGCAGUUAAUCCAGAUCUGAUUACUCUCACUGGAAUGUUAAUCGACACAAGGCAGAAUGUCAGAUCAAGAUCCAACAAACAAGCUUCCUCAGCUCCAGCUGAAAUGCCAGCAGUCCAAGUUCAUUAUCGGCUCCGUAUCCGAGGACAACUCGGAGGAUGAAAUCGGAAUGAACAGCAGCAAAUCCGAUAUUAUGGAGGAUAAGGACCGAUCGCUAUCACCUUCCUCUGUAAACUCCGACAGUCUGUCUGAUCUGUGCCUGGCUAAUGACGGGUUUCCUGUACAAAUGAGGCCUAGCAUGUCAGGGCUGCACCUGAUAAGGCAAGGACGGGACAGGAAGAAGCUUGAGCUGCAGAGAGACUUCACGGUUGCUUCCCCAGCUGAGUUCGUAACUCGGUUUGGUGGCAAUAAAGUUAUUGAAAAGGUGCUGAUUGCCAACAAUGGGAUUGCUGCGGUGAAAUGCAUGAGAUCCAUACGGCGCUGGUCUUACGAAAUGUUCAGGAAUGAACGUGCAAUACGAUUUGUAGUCAUGGUCACCCCAGAAGACUUGAAAGCUAAUGCAGAAUAUAUCAAAAUGGCAGACCACUAUGUUCCUGUACCCGGAGGACCAAACAAUAAUAACUAUGCAAAUGUUGAGCUGAUAUUGGACAUUGCAAAACGCAUCCCUGUCCAGGCAGUGUGGGCAGGCUGGGGCCAUGCCUCUGAGAACCCCAAAUUGCCAGAACUACUGCACAAACAUGACAUUGCAUUCAUGGGUCCUCCAAGUGUUGCCAUGUGGGCCCUGGGUGAUAAAAUUGCUUCUUCUAUUGUAGCACAGACUGCAGGCAUCCCCACUCUACCCUGGAGUGGCACCGGACUGAUGAUUGAGUGGACAGAAACCAACCCUCCAAAACUGAUUGUGAAUGUUCCUCCUGAGCUGUAUGAGAAGGGCUGCAUUGCAGACGUGGAAAGUGGUAUGAAGGCUGCGGAAGAUAUUGGCUAUCCAGUGAUGAUCAAGGCCUCUGAAGGAGGAGGUGGAAAAGGGAUAAGAAAGGUGAACAAUGCUGAGGAUUUUCCAAACCUUUUCAGACAGGUGCAAACUGAGGUCCCUGGUUCUCCAAUUUUUGUCAUGAGACUUGCCAAACAUGCACGUCAUCUUGAAGUCCAAAUCCUUGCAGAUCAUUAUGGCAAUGCAAUCUCCUUAUUUGGCCGUGAUUGUUCCGUUCAGCGGCGACACCAGAAGAUUAUCGAAGAAGCCCCAGCAACAAUUGCUACCUCAACAGUGUUUGAAAACAUGGAGAAGUGUGCAGUGAAGCUGGCAAAAAUGGUAGGCUACGCAAGUGCGGGCACAGUAGAAUAUCUUUACAGUCAAGAUGGAAGUUUCUACUUUCUGGAGUUAAACCCAAGGCUUCAAGUGGAACAUCCUUGCACUGAAAUGGUCGCAGAUGUAAACUUGCCUUCAGCACAGCUGCAGAUUGCUAUGGGAAUCCCUCUGCACAGAAUCAAGGACAUCCGCAUGCUCUAUGGAGUUGCCCCAUGGGGAGAUUCACCAAUUGAUUUUGAGAAUUCUACAAAUAUCCCUUGUCCGCGUGGUCACGUGAUAGCUGCUCGUAUCACCAGUGAAAACCCUGAUGAGGGGUUCAAGCCAAGCUCUGGGACAGUUCAGGAGCUGAACUUCCGCAGCAGUAAAAACGUCUGGGGUUACUUCAGUGUCGCAGCAGCGGGAGGUCUCCAUGAGUUUGCCGACUCUCAGUUUGGACACUGCUUUUCCUGGGGGGAGAACCGAGAAGAAGCCAUCUCUAACAUGGUGGUGGCGCUGAAGGAGCUGUCCAUUCGCGGUGAUUUCAGGACAACGGUAGAAUACCUUAUCAGAUUGCUGGAAACUGAGAGCUUCCAGCAGAACAGCAUUGACACUGGCUGGCUGGACCGGCUCAUUGCAGAGAAAGUCCAGGCAGAGAGGCCGGAUACCAUGCUGGGAAUUGUGUGCGGAGCUCUCCAUGUUGCAGAUAAAUCCUUCAGGAACAGUGUGUCCAAUUUUCUUCACUCAUUGGAAAGGGGACAAGUGUUACCAGCUCACACUCUUCUCAACACAGUGGAUGUGGAACUCAUUUUUGAAGGGGUGAAAUAUGUGCUGAAGGUUACAAGGCAGUCACCCAAUUGCUAUGUGGUUAUAAUGAAUGACUCAUUUGUGGAGGUGGACGUUCAUCGGCUGAGUGAUGGUGGCUUAUUGCUGUCAUAUGAUGGCAGCAGCUACACCUCUUACAUGAAGGAAGAAGUAGACAGGUACCGUGUUACAAUUGGAAACAAGACUUGCGUGUUUGAAAAGGAAAAUGACCCUUCGCUGUUACGUUCGCCCUCUGCGGGAAAGUUGAUCCAGUAUACAGUGGAAGAUGGUGGUCACGUUUUCGCAGAUCACAGCUUUGCAGAAAUUGAGGUGAUGAAGAUGGUGAUGUCACUGGCUGCUCAGGCAUCUGGCUGUAUUCAUUACGUGAAGCGACCAGGAGCUGUCCUGGAGCCAGGCUGUGUAAUUGCUAAGCUGCAGCUGGAUGAUCCCAGCAGAGUUCAGCAGGCAGAGUUAUUCACACAACCUCUGCCUAAGAUCCAGAGCUUGGCUCUUCGAGGGGAAAAGCUUCACCGCAUCUUCCAUUAUGUCUUGGACAACUUAGGGAAUAUCAUGAAUGGAUUCUGUCUGCCCGAGUCCUAUUUUGAUGUCAAGGUGAAAGAUUGGGUGGAACGCUUAAUGCAGACCCUGAGAGACCCAUCCCUUCCACUCUUGGAAUUGCAGGACAUCAUGACCAGUGUUGCUGGAAGAAUCCCACAAGCGGUGGAGAAGGCUAUCAAAAAAGAGAUGGCCCAGUAUGCAAGCAAUAUCACUUCCGUGCUCUGCCAGUUCCCCAGCCAGCAGAUUGCCAAUAUUCUAGACAGUCAUGCUGCAACGCUAAAUAGGAAAUCAGAGCGGGAGGUUUUCUUCAUGAACACGCAGAGCAUUGUUCAGCUGGUACAGAGGUAUCGGAGUGGAAUUCGAGGUCAUAUGAAAGCUGUCGUCAUGGAUCUUCUUAGACAGUAUUUGAAGGUGGAGAUAGAAUUUCAGCAAGGGCAUUAUGAGAAAUGUGUAUUUAUUCUUCGAGAGGACCAUAAAGGAGACAUGACUACCGUCCUGAACUACAUCUUCUCUCACGCCCAAGUCACCAAGAAAAACCUUCUAGUUACAAUGCUUAUUGACCAGUUGUGUGGUCGGGAUCCUACCCUAACUGAUGAGCUGAUUGCUAUUCUAACUGAACUAACGCAACUAAGCAAGACUACCAAUGCAAAAGUAGCUCUCCGAGCUCGGCAGGUUUUGAUCGCAUCACACUUGCCCUCUUAUGAGCUGCGUCACAAUCAGGUGGAGUCUAUCUUCCUCUCAGCUAUUGACAUGUACGGUCAUCAGUUCUGCAUCGAGAACCUUCAGAAGCUAAUCCUGUCAGAGACAUCCAUCUUUGAUGUUCUUCCCAAUUUCUUCUAUCAUAGUAACCAGGUGGUGAGAAUGGCAGCUCUGGAGGUGUAUGUGAGACGAGCCUACAUAGCAUAUGAGCUGAACAGUGUACAGCAUAGGCAGUUGCAGGAUGGAACUUGCAUUGUGGAAUUUCAGUUCAUGCUGCCCACGUCCCAUCCUAACAGAGGGAACAUCCCCACACUUAACAGAAUGUCUUUCUCCUCAAACUUGAACCAUUAUGGGAUGUUCCAUGUCGCAAGUGUGAGUGAUGUUCUGCUCGACACCGCUUUCACUCCACCUUGCCAGCGAAUGGGAGCAAUGGUUGCCUUUCGUAACUUCGAAGAUUUUGUCAGAAACUUUCAUGAUGUGACAAGCUGCUUUUCUGAUUCACCGCCUUCAAGCCCAACAUUUCCUGAAUCAGGGCACGCCUCCCUUUAUGAUGAAGAUGACAGCAAGAAUAUGAGAGAUGAACCCAUUCAUAUCCUUAAUGUGGCUAUUAAGAUUGAUAAUGACACUGAUGAUGAUGGCCUUGUGACAAUGUUCGGGGAGUUCAUGCACUCCAUGAGAUCAGUUCUGUUUGACCACGGUAUUCGGCGCCUGACCUUCCUUGUCGCACAGAAGGAUUUCCGGAAGCAGUGUAAUUAUGAGGUGGAUCGGAGAUUUCAUAGAGAAUUCCCAAAGUUCUUCACCUUCCGAUCAAGAGACAAGUUUCAGGAAGACCGGAUCUACCGGCAUCUGGAGCCUGCGUUGGCCUUCCAGCUGGAGCUGAACCGAAUGCGGAAUUUUGACCUGACUGCAAUGCCGUGUGCCAAUCACAAAAUGCACCUGUAUUUGGGCGCUGCAAAGGUGGAGGCAGGAAUCGAGGUUACAGACUACAGGUUCUUUGUACGGGCCAUUAUUCGGCACUCUGACCUGGUCACGAAGGAAGCCUCUUUUGAGUAUCUACAAAACGAGGGUGAACGGUUGUUGCUGGAGGCUAUGGAUGAGCUGGAAGUGGCAUUUAACAACACUAAUGUUCGAACAGACUGCAACCAUAUUUUCCUCAAUUUUGUUCCCACUGUUAUUAUGGAUCCUUCAAAGAUCGAAGAGUCUGUGCGUAGCAUGGUGAUGCGAUAUGGCAGUCGUCUGUGGAAGCUGCGAGUGCUUCAGGCUGAGUUGAAAAUAAAUAUUCGCUUGACACCCACAGGGAAAGCAAUUCCAAUCAGGCUGUUUCUGACCAAUGAGUCUGGUUACUACUUGGAUAUCAGUCUGUACAAGGAGGUGACAAACUCCAGGACUGGUCAGAUCAUGUUUCAGGCCUAUGGGGAUAAACAGGGACCAUUACAUGGAAUGCUUAUCAACACACCUUAUGUUACCAAAGACUUAUUGCAAUCUAAGAGGUUUCAAGCACAAUCCCUUGGAACGACUUAUGUGUACGACUUGCCUGAAAUGUUCCGACAGUCUUUGAUCAAACUAUGGACCUCAAUGGAAGUUCAAGCCUAUUUACCUUCCAUGCCGGCAGAGCUUCUGACAUUCACCGAGUUAGUGCUGGACAGUCAAGGUCAGCUGGUACAGCUGAAUAGGCUUCCUGGUGGCAAUGAGAUUGGUAUGGUGGCCUGGAAGAUGCACCUGAAGUCACCAGAAUGCCCAGAUGGCCGUGACAUCAUUGUCAUAAGCAAUGACAUCACACACAAGAUUGGGUCCUUUGGGCCACAGGAAGACCUGUUGUUUCUGCGAGCUUCAGAACUUGCCAGAACCAAAGGCAUCCCGCGCAUAUACAUUGCAGCCAACAGUGGGGCAAGGAUUGGAUUGGCAGAGGAAAUUCGACACAUGUUUCAUGUAGCGUGGGAAGAUCCUACUGACCCUUAUAAGGGAUACAAAUACCUGUACCUCACACCCCAGGACUAUAAGAAGGUCAGUGCGUUGAACUCUGUCCAUUGUGAACAUGUUGAGGAUGAGGGAGAGUCAAGAUACAAAAUAACAGAUAUCAUUGGGAAAGAAGAGGGCCUAGGAGUUGAAAAUCUCCGAGGAUCAGGAAUGAUAGCGGGAGAAUCAUCCUUGGCUUAUGAAGAAAUUAUCACCAUGAAUUUGGUCACCUGCCGUGCAAUUGGCAUUGGCGCAUACCUUGUAAGACUUGGGCAGAGAACUAUUCAAGUGGAAAACUCGCACAUCAUUUUAACCGGAGCUGGAGCCUUGAACAAGGUGCUAGGUCGAGAGGUGUACACGUCCAACAACCAGCUGGGAGGUGUCCAGAUCAUGCACAACAAUGGUGUGACCCACACAACAGUCUAUGAUGACUUCGAGGGAGUGGUCGUCCUUCUCCAGUGGCUGUCCUACAUGCCCAAGAAUGUAUCAAGUUCCGUGCCCAUCCUCAAGCCCAAGGAUCCCAUUGAUAGAGUUAUUGAAUUUGUUCCGACAAAAGCACCUUAUGAUCCUCGGUGGAUGCUUGCUGGACGAACUCACCCAACACAAAAAGGACAAUGGCAAAGUGGCUUCUUUGACAAUGGAUCCUUCACGGAAAUCAUGCAACCCUGGGCACAGACAGUGGUGGUAGGAAGAGCCAGGUUGGGUGGAAUACCUGUAGGAGUAGUUGCUGUGGAAACCAGGACUGUAGAGUUAUCAAUCCCAGCAGAUCCUGCAAACCUGGAUUCAGAAGCAAAGAUAAUCCAGCAAGCCGGGCAAGUUUGGUUCCCUGACUCUGCCUUCAAAACUGCACAAGCCAUUAAGGACCUGAAUCGAGAAGGGCUCCCACUGAUGGUAUUUGCCAAUUGGCGUGGCUUCUCUGGCGGAAUGAAAGACAUGUAUGAUCAAGUGCUAAAGUUUGGUGCGUACAUUGUGGAUGGGUUGCGGGAGUACAGUCAGCCUGUGCUUGUGUACAUCCCCCCAAAUGCAGAGCUGAGAGGUGGCUCCUGGGUCGUCAUUGACACCACCAUCAACCCCAGGCACAUGGAGAUGUACGCAGACAAGGAAAGCAGAGGUGGUGUACUGGAGCCAGAGGGGACAGUAGAGAUCAAAUUCCGGAAAAAAGACUUGGUGAAAACAAUGCGAAGGGUGGACCCUGUGUACAUGAACCUGGCCGAGCGCUUGGGCACCCCGGAGCUGAGUCCAAGUGAACGCAAGGAGCUGGAAUCGAAACUGAAAGAAAGGGAGGAGUUUCUGUUACCCAUAUACCACCAGGUCGCUGUGAAGUUUGCUGACCUUCACGACACGCCAGGUCGCAUGCAAGAGAAAGGGGUCAUCACGGAUAUCUUGGAUUGGCCAACAUCACGUACCUUCUUCUACUGGCGUCUGCGCAGACUGCUGCUGGAAGAUACAGUGAAGAAAAAGAUCAUGGAUGCUAACUCUGAGCUGACUGAUGGGCAGAUUCAGGCCAUGCUGAGGCGCUGGUUUGUGGAGGCCGAAGGCGCCGUAAAGGCCUAUCUGUGGGAUGACAACAAGGAUGUGGUGGAGUGGCUGGAAAAGCAGCUGCUGGAGGAGGAAGGUGCUCGGUCGGUCAUUGAUGAGAACAUCAAAUACAUUAGCAGAGAUUAUAUUCUCAAACAGAUACGGAGUCUGGUGCAGGCCAAUCCUGAAGUUGCCAUGGAUUCUAUUGUUCACAUGACUCAACACAUCUCCGCCACUCAGAGAGCUGAAAUUGUGCGCAUUCUGUCAACAAUGGAUGCCCCUGCUUCCACAUAGAGGACACACAGGCCAGAUUCUGCAGCGGCCUGACAGGAACAGAGGCUCUGCCUUUCUGUUGCAACAGCCAGACAGACACAGAUGUUCAAGAUUACGGGGAGCAGAAUCGCAAGCGUGGAAACGUUGUCACUGGCCUGAUGACAUUUUUUCAACAAUUUACAAUUUGUAUCCGAGAUGUAAAGUGUGGAUAAAUUUAAUUUAACCAGAUUGUGAUGUAACAUCAAUGUCUGUAUUCAUGGCACUGCAUUGAACCCUCAAAUCUCACGGCCUUGUGAAAGGUACUGGAUAUGCCUUAAAGAUACAGAUAACAGGUGGAGAUAAAGGCUCAAACUGCCAGCAGUCAAAUCUGUACACUAAACCACUCAGCUCCUUUUAAAGUAGAAAUCUCUGGUUUGCUUGUAAAAAGGCACAUUGUACCUUAUGGUUUGCAGUGCUAGUUAACUGUGCAAUCAAACUAGAAUGCUUCUAGUUUGUGAAAAUAUUUUAAUAUUUUGUGUAACACUUGUUAUUCUGAUUGCUGCUAUUGAUGUUUCUGAAAAAAAGUUUUAAAGCAGGGACUGACAUGAAAGACCAGUUAAGCAGCCAAGUGAAAGUUGUACCACAUCCAACCAACCUCUACAAUUUGCCAUUAGCUAAGUCUCUCAGAAAGUGGAGUGCUAUCGUCUUAAAUAAGGAACUGCAAAGGUAUGUAUACAAGAGGGUAGUGUUGAGAGUCUUGGGUUAAAAUAAAAGCCAUCAGAUAUAGUUCAUUCCCAACUAUGUUGCAAUUUGAAUUUUCAUUGAAGCAUGUUGCCGGACAAUUGACAGGUGGAUCCUGCUGACGUUUGUGCAGCCAGACUGAUUUUCAGGAGAGGGUAUGUCUUUAAAUUUAUAUGGUGGGAGGGGCGCAACAGAGCUACUGGCUAUUUUAAACCAAUUUGUAGUUGGGAUAAAAAAAACUAGUUUCUGUAUUUCUCCAUUUGCCUUGUCAAAGCCAAAUCCAACAAGAGAACAGAGAAUAAGUAGUCGAGACAUAUCAGGAGUAAUCUGUGAAGGGAGUGUCAGCAUUUUCUCUUUAGCUGUGGUGUCAAAAGAAGAGUCUGCAGUUUGAAUGCACAAGGGUAAAGAUAUGAGGAGGAAGAUUUAAAAUGACAGAAGUAUUGUUAUUCUCUUCAGUAAUAGCACGUAGUGAUGGCUUGCAGUUUAACCCUUUCCUUGUAAUCCUGUAAGAUUUGUACCCAAAAAUAACUCGAGGUUUCAAAUCAAUUUUGCCUUCAGUCCAUGGAUUAAGAAAUGGCGCCUCACCACAGUAAAUUUCUCACCAUUCUAUUGUUGUCAGGGAAGUGAGAAUGUGCAUUCAGUAAAAACCUUAAAUGUUUAGAAACACAGAAAAUAGAAGCAGGAGUCAGCCAUUUGAUCCUUCAGCACAAUCCUGCACUUUGGUUCACCCCAUAUUUCUAUCCCUUUCACAUUAAGUAUAUCGCCCUCCUUGUGUGUGUGUAUAUAAUAACUUGGCCUCUGAUACCUUCUGUAGUAGAAUUUUCCAGAUUCAUAUCUGGGUGAAUAAAUUCCUCCUGCAAUCAGUUCAAAAUUACAUAAUCCUUGAACUGUGAUUUUUGGUUCAGGACCGUUCAAACAUCAGGACUCUGCUAGUUUGCUUGGGUUUAUUAUAAUUUGUUGGUUUCUUUGGAAUCCCUUUCUUCUCAAGUGAAUAGGCUCGCUGGCACCAAAAACCGACUUGUUAUUUGCCUUCUUAACUCUAGGCUAAACCUGAGCACCUUCUCUGACUGAUUGACACAUAACAUCUCUAAGUAACCAGGUCUGGAAGAACUUUCUCAAAGAUCUUAUGUGCAAACUUUAAUCAUGAGGAAAUGGAUUUUCAGAGGAGCGCUGAGCAGGGUAGUCAGCUAAUGAUUGCAGGUUAACAAUUGAAUCUGGCUUCUUGUAAGGAAAUACGUGAACAACAUUGUUUCCUCAAGCUAUUGAGGGUGAGCAGUCAUGAUGCAGCAGAGCUGGGCAGCCAGGUUGAUCUUCCACAAUGUCUCCAUCUGCCCAAUGACCUCCAGCCAUGCAUGAGAGAGAAAAGCAGGAGAGACAUGUCUGCCUACCUGUGAACAUAAGACAUAUUAGGCCAUUUGACCAUUGAGUCUGCUCUGCCAUUUCAUCGUGGCUGAUCCAUUUCCAUCCCAUUCUUCUGACUUCUCCCCCUAACCUUUCACACCCUGAUUAAUCUUGCCUUAAGUACAACCAAUGACCUGGCCUCCACAGCUUCCUUACGAUUCAGCUUGGGAAGGAUGGGAGCAGGAAAAGUGAAGAAUUGUGAUUCUACACGUAGCUUUUACAUCUAGUAACUCGGAGCAGUGUGCGUGUAGAUACUCUGCAGCAAGUGAACAAGGUAGAUGGAUUUGUGGCUUCAGGGAAUCGAGAACAAGUUCAGAAUUAGCAAGUCAUAGACAUUAAGCCUCUCAACAAAAUGGGACCCCAUUUCAAACUGGAGGGUUCACUGUAUUUCUACUCUUGAGAUUUUUUUUUAACAACCGUCUUAAUUAUGUGUGGUCCUUCCAAUUCACAACUACCUGCCAGUGUUUCCUACUUUGGCUGCCUUGAAGUAUUGCAAGUAAAUGGGGAUCUUUUCUGAAUGCAUGUAGAAGCAUCCUAAAGAAACAUUUUCCAGUUUCAUUAGAAUGUUCACUCAGAAAAUGCUCCCCAAUUGCUGUAAAUGGGUUGUUGGAGAUGAGCAGAGACUCAGUGGGCUGAAGGGCCUGUAUCUGUGUAACUAAUGCUUUGUUUUUUUUUAAAAGUCAAAUAAACUUAAACGGAAGUAUUCAGGGGA
Messenger RNA from Hypanus sabinus (Atlantic stingray), 10175 nucleotides. It is a transcript of the gene acaca, whose product is annotated as acetyl-CoA carboxylase alpha. Gene Ontology annotation, biological process: fatty acid biosynthetic process. The transcript is spliced from 55 exons. Bases 314 to 7363 code for a protein of 2349 amino acids. The record is from RefSeq and is a predicted model, not a curated record. Gene Ontology annotation, molecular function: metal ion binding; acetyl-CoA carboxylase activity; ATP binding. NCBI's taxonomy places the organism in Eukaryota, Metazoa, Chordata, Chondrichthyes, Myliobatiformes, Dasyatidae.